CGAAACUCCUCCUUAUCUCGGGUUUCUCCACCCGAAACGAUACGAAACGAGCCGAAACCCUAGAAAAAAAAAUGCUGCGUAUUGGAGCCAAGCGUCUGCUAGGGCUAGCACAGAGACCGGCGAUCCCACCGCCGGCUGUUGUGGUGAGGUCGUACCACGAGAGGGUGGUGGACCACUACGAUAACCCUAGGAACGUCGGAUCCUUCGAUAAGAACGAUCCAACGGUGGGAACGGGGCUCGUUGGAGCUCCGGCGUGCGGUGACGUGAUGAAGCUCCAGAUAAAGGUCGACGAUGAGACGGGGAAGAUCGUUGAUGCUUGUUUCAAGACCUUUGGUUGCGGGUCGGCGAUUGCAUCUUCGUCUGUUGCUACUGAAUGGGUUAAGGGAAAACAGAUGGAGGAAGUUGUGACCAUCAAAAACACUGAAAUAGCAAAGCAUCUUUCCCUUCCACCAGUGAAGCUCCACUGCAGCAUGCUUGCAGAGGAUGCUAUCAAGGCUGCUGUCAAGGAUUACGAAGUGAAGAAAGCCAAGAAAGCAGGCAAUGGCGAGGAAUCUGCCAAAUCAGCUGGCAAGGGUGCUAAUGCCUGAGAACCAAGGGUCAGUGAUCUUCUGGCUUAAAGGGCUGUGUAUCUGCUGGUUCGCAAUAAUACGUGGGGUUUGAACUGAAGAAUAUGUACACCAUAUGAUGACGUUUAUGAAUGCUGGUAAUGUAAAGUGACAGCUUAUGGUUUGUGAUAAUGUCAGUAAUUUUGUUUGCUGGAGGUAGAAGGGAAAUAUUGCUCUUAUGUUGUAGCUUUUAUCUUUUUUGUUGGUUCCGGUUCCUUUCAGCUUGCUGGUGGACCGCCACUGCUCUCUGGUGGAUAUGCUUUUUAUGUUAAACUUUUUCCUUGUUUUGUGAUCAA
Asparagus officinalis (garden asparagus) is the source of this 901-nucleotide messenger RNA. RefSeq names its product iron-sulfur cluster assembly protein 1-like. The record is from RefSeq and is a predicted model, not a curated record. Gene Ontology annotation, cellular component: mitochondrial matrix; cytoplasm. The transcript is spliced from 3 exons. Gene Ontology annotation, molecular function: ferrous iron binding; 2 iron, 2 sulfur cluster binding. Bases 72 to 587 code for a protein of 171 amino acids. NCBI's taxonomy places the organism in Eukaryota, Viridiplantae, Streptophyta, Magnoliopsida, Asparagales, Asparagaceae. Gene Ontology annotation, biological process: iron-sulfur cluster assembly; intracellular iron ion homeostasis.